ACCUGGGGGGUAUUCCAGAAAGCUUGGUUAACUUACCAUUUGAUAAACUAUAACCUCUGGGUUGAUUUACCCCAAACAGGCAUACCAUGAGUAUGUCGGUUCCAAAACACCUGAGAAGAGUUAGUUUAAUCAACCUCUGACUGGUUACCCAGAGUUAAUGCGCGUGCACAGUGCAUGUAUAAAGACAUUUUCAAUGGAUCGCCGAUUUCACGAGUCACCAUGGAAACUCAAAGCGAAAAAAAGAGAGCGGCGUAUUUCACAGAGGCGGAGUUGGAAGUUUUAAUGCAUGCUUAUGAGGAGUUUAAGCCAAUAAUAUUAAAAAGAAGCAAUACAGCUGCAUCGGCUAAAGCAAGAGAGUUGGCUUGGCAAAAAAUAACGGACAGAGUAAAUGCGUGUAAUCCUUCUGGAGCCACAAGAACUUUAAGCCAAGUCAAAAUGAAACACAAAAACAUUCUGCAAAAAGCUAACAGAAAGAAGACUGAAGCCCGUCUAACUGGCGGGGGGCCACCACCACCUCCCCUCACCCCCUCUGAGGAGCUGGCUCUGUCCCUUAAUAAAGGGCGACCAGUGGUUGCUGGCAUUCCAGGGGGCAGUUCAUCACACAUACUAUGCACCACAAGUGAUGGUGAAAAAAGGGUGACAUAUACUGAUGGACGGAUUGUAUUAUUGGACUCUCCAGAAAGAACACAGUCUGUCACAGUUGAUGAAGAUGAUGAUGACGAUGAAGAGACCACAUCUGCUGUGACAGAAGUGGACAAUGCUGGUAGAUCCACUGAGUACAUACCUAGGGAUUUGCCCACAGAUGAGGGUCCUUCAGCCUCAGCACACAAUCUAAGCAGGUUGCCAGCAAAGGAGCUGUAUAAGGUCCAUCUUCAAAAACGAAUAAGAAAAAGUGACAUGGAGAUGGACCUUAUACAGCUUCAAAUGGAAGAGAAAAGGCUCCUCAUUAAAAAAGCAGCACUUGAAAUAGAAUUACUUGAGAAUUGCCUUAAGGAAAUGAAGAAAUAAACUGCCUGGCAGACCAGUGCAAAAAAAACUAAUAAAAGUAAUUUUGACAAAUCCUGUCUCUCAAAAGUCUUCCGUCUCUGUUGGCCUCUAAAAUCUGUCGGUGUUCCUCUGGGCCAUCUUUCUCAAUACAAGGAGGGUGGCUCUCUCCUCUUAUAGUGGCAAUAUUGUGAAGCACAACACAAGCCACAAUAAUGUCGCAUGCCCUCUCUGGACUAACCCGGAGCCCACGCAGACACUGAAACCGAGAUUUGAGGAUCCCUAUAGUCAUCUCCACCUUGGCCCGUGUUCGGCUGUGAGCCAGGUUAAACCGUGUCGGUGGUCCAGGCUCAGGUUCAGGGUAGGGUGUCAUUAAAUAGGGCAGACAAGGGUAUCCUCUGUCCCCCAGCAAGUAACCAUUGUACUGUCCUGUAAUGAUUGAAGUGUACAACACAAAUAUAGUAAAAACGAAAAAACAAAAAUUGUAUAAAGCAAAUCAUACCCUGCUGAAAUGUCUGGCAUAAUAAUGACUCGCGGAAAAUUCUGGCAUCAUGCACAGAUCCUGGCCAUUUUGCCUCGACAUUGGUGAUGAUUUGGGUUGCCUCACAUAUUACCUAUAGUUAGUGGAAAAAGUAAUGACUUUGAUGAUUUUAAGAAGGGGAAAAAAUCAAGUUGUUACCUGCACAUUGAUACUAUGAAUAGAUUUCAUAUUAACAUAGUCUCCCUCAUUUAUUGAUGGAGCUUUGAAUGUGAGUGCCAUCAAUGCACCCAAUUACAUUUGGAAACCCUGAAACAGAAAGUUAUGGAAGUAUGAAGUGUGUGCAUAAUGAAUACAUGUAUAGAUAUUAAUAAUAUGACUACAUAUUAAAUAUGCGUUAUAUAUUUUACUACAAAGGACAAACCUGCCACUCUGUGGAAUUCGUCUUCAAUAACAAGCAGAGGUUUAUGGCCAGGGAACUGUACAAACGUGGGUAACAACUGUUUAAGUGCCAGACACACUGUACGAACGGCUCUACACACAGUUGCCUUUCCCACAUGCUCUGAAUCGCCCACACUGUACAAAAAAUGUCCAGACGCAAAAAACCUAAGUGCUAUGCACAGAAUGUUUUCUGUGCUAAGCGCAGAGCCGCGGUUUGUCACAUUUGCGAUAUGCGGUUUUAAAAGACGUGUUAAAUAAACUAAUGAAUCUUUUGAAAAACGAUAACGCUCUUUUAAAUAUUCAUUAGGGUAUGCAAACACAUCAAUACGCGGUCUUAUAACCCUCUCCCGACGAAAAAAACCUUGUAUAAUUUGUGCUUCUACGUCCACAGGAUCCUCGUCAAAAGGGCACGCCAUGCUCACCAACCUUCUGAAACGAAGUUACACUGAAACAUAACCUGCUCUCGAGCAGGUUAUCUUCAGAGAGUCAGUUGCUAUGGUUACAUACAUACCCAGAAAGUUACCUCUGUUUUUGGAACCGAACGUUGAGGUUAUCCACGAACUUACCCUUAAACAUACCGAGGUAUGUCACAUAACCUGCUUUCUGGAAUACCCCCCUGGGCAGGUUCACUUUCUAGCAAAAAAUCCUUUGCUAUGUCCCAAACUGAAGUGUGUGGACUCCGAUGUGCGAUUACGUCACAGCGUCACGACGUAAGCUGUCCAAAAGUCAGAAUGCGCACUCCGAAGGGUGCACUCUGAAGUGUAGAUCUUAUGGACACUUCGCACCCUACCAUAUCCCAGAAUCACGUGUGUGCAUACGACGACGGAGUUUAUAUUCAAAGAACAAGGCAGGUGAGAGCUCUUUGGGGGACUUUAUAUUGAAAUCAUAGUUCAGGAUUAAGAUCAGAAGACCGCAUCAGCUUGAGCCCAGCGCUGUCUCCAUGUGUUCUGGGGUCUUCAGGAGGUCAAUCUCUUGGGGAAUGUCCAGCAGCUCCUCAGAGACUCGGAGGAUAAUACAGUGACAGUGGAACGAGACACACGUCAAACACUCUGGAGACCAUCUGUAUGAUGUACCACUGGCAGACAGAAGAGAAACACCAGGGUUAACAAAACCAUUAAACACCCGUCCAGCACUCCAACAUUCAGCUUUAUCCUGCACAGGAGUCUAGUCUGAUUUAGGGACAGAAGGAACAGAAAACUGUUUAGAGCUCUGACAACGUGAUUGGUAGAAGAUGUAUUAAGUAAACUACUUUUUAUAACUAACAAUACCAUAUUGGCUAAAAUCUAAUAAUCAUGUUUAAACCCCCCCCAAAAAAAUCCUUUUAAGUAUUAUCUUGCAUACUCUAAUAUACUUAAGAUAUUGAGAGUAAAAGUAAAGGUAUGUACAGUAUUAGAUACUGUCCAAGAUACUAGAAAAGGUGGUAUCCUCACAAUUAUAUUCCUUCUUGGAGAAAAAUGGUAUCUGUGAGGAUUUACACCGUAUCAUUGUACUGAGACUGCUCUCCUUAGGCCGGGCAUACACGGUGUGAUUUUCAUCCGAUUUUGAGCCGAAUUCUGACUCGUGCGACUCUUUUUUUGGGUCGGGCCAAAUUUCAGCAUUUUCGUACGUCGUUUGUCGUGCAGUGUACACAGGGAAACGAGAGGUGAUAAGCCUCUCCUGACCGGCAGUCGGUUAGUCGGAUGGAUUUCUGACACAUCAGAAAUGUUGGUCGCCUCUCGUGAGGUAUCGCACUAUUUAAGCAGGGCUAGGAACCGAUUUUAAAUGAAAUUUCCACACAGAGGUACGCUAAAUGUUUGGAGAAUGUGGUUUCCCCAAGUUUUUUUAAUAUACCACUAUCAGCUGUUAAAUUUGAAAAUCAUAUACAUCUAGCCAAGUUUUGUAUGCAAGUUUCCCCUUCCAGUCAAUGCGAGUGUCAGAAGACCGGAAGUGUAUGCACACACUGAAGCUCACCGGCGCCAUCUUGUGCACCUAGUCCAUAGGACAAAUUUUGCUGUAUUUGUGCACAUACCCAGUAGGGCCAAACAUAUGUCCUCUAACCUUAACCACACGCAUGUCAUAUUCAGAGCUUUGCGUGUGCGCCGUCCCUUUAAAAUGGACCACAGACAUGAGAGCAAACCGCAUUAUAAAGGUAAAUGUAAAUAAAGUAUAUAAAAAUUAUUUGACCCUUCAGCUCCAAACCCAGUCCUAGAAGGCCAGUGUCCUUUAAAGUUUAGCUCCAACCCCGAUUACACUUAAACCAGCCAAUCAAGUGCUUACUAGACACUUCCAGAUAGUGGUUCUAUAAACUUUAGCACUCACUCUGAAAAGACACGGAACAAGAAUAAUAACUUAAAGGCUUUAUUUGGCUAGUGAAACAAUGUUGACAACGCAAAUACACAGCACCUGGAACGCAUUCAGCAGGACUCAAGGCAACAUUUGAAGCCAACUCGUGGUCCUGUUAUGCCCAGAGUAGUCGUCCUGAGGCGGCAUCGUGCUGACGGUGGCGUUAUCCCCAGAGUCGUCCUGAGGCGGCGGCGUCGUGCUGACGGUGGCGUUAUCC
Carassius auratus (goldfish) is the source of this 4442-nucleotide messenger RNA. RefSeq lists its product as uncharacterized. The transcript has 9 exons. The record is from RefSeq and is a predicted model, not a curated record. Gene Ontology annotation, cellular component: nucleus. The coding region runs from base 175 to 1008 and encodes 277 amino acids. NCBI's taxonomy places the organism in Eukaryota, Metazoa, Chordata, Actinopteri, Cypriniformes, Cyprinidae.